AAUGCGCGUGUGCACUCCCAAAAUAGAGCACCAAGAUUGAAACAUUGCUCAGUCGGUCGUGAACAGUGAAUAUUAAAUCGAAACGUGUUAAAAAGUUACCAAUAAAUUCCAUUUUCAAAAAGGAUUUCAGCAAAAAGAUCCGAUAUGGCGGACCCUGCACCCCCCACUCCCACACAGCCUCCGCAGGAACCUAAGCCGGUUGACGCCGCACCAGCUCCUCAGCAGACCGAAACACCAGGUGAACCUCCAGUAGAACCAGAUAACAAAGAAGUGCCUCCCCCAGAAACAGCACAUAAUGCACCACCAGAACAGCAGGUGAAGACUGAACAGCCAGCACAGAUACCACCACCAGAGCCGACUAAAGGAGACGUAAAACCUGAAGCUAAUCCGGGACAACCGGGAGCAGGCGAUAAUGCUCAAGCUCAAAAUGGAUCUGAUAAAGAUUCAAAUUGGCAACAAAGGGAAGUGGAACUUUUGAAGAAAAUCGACGAGCUGGAGAAAGUGAAAACUCAGAGGAGCGAGGAUGGACUGAAACUGGAAUUGAAGGUUCGCGAGGAAGAAAUUGAUCUUCUCAAGGCGAGGGUCAAGAAUCUGGAGACGGAAUUGCAGGCGGCUCUGUCCAAGCCCGGGGGGAAGAACCACGAGAUGAUCGAGAACAUCAAACAGCAGCACGAGGAACUCCUGAGCAAGGCGCGUGGCAUGAUCUUCGACAAGACGAAGAUGGUGAAGAAUCAAGAGCUGCAGAUAGAAGCGCUGACGACGCAGGUGCAGUCACUGAAGGAUAUAAACUUGAUCACGAAGGAUUUGCUCGAAAUAAGGAACUCUGAAGUCAAAGCUAUGGAGGAGCGGUUCCAAGCCAUGGAGGCUCGCUUCAAAGCUGAGAAAGAACGGUACAGUCUCGUCUUACAACGGGCGCAAACUAGCACCAGUAUCAAUGAUGAUCUGAAGAAGGAGUACGAGACACAACUUGCGAUUUUCAAGGAAUUGAGAGAGAAAUACGAGCAGAGAGUCCAGGCGCUGGUGGCAGAGAAUGCGAAACUGAAGGAACUGAAUCUCCAGCUCAAAGGAGGUCCCUCGGGAUAACUGGUUGAUGUCAGAGUGUGUGUAAAGACUGUUCUCAACAAUGACGCUUUUGUAAUUUUUAUACUAAGAUUUUGUGGUGUAUUAAAUUGAUAUUUACAAUAUGGUA
Amyelois transitella is the source of this 1189-nucleotide messenger RNA. RefSeq lists its product as uncharacterized. The transcript is spliced from 8 exons. NCBI's taxonomy places the organism in Eukaryota, Metazoa, Arthropoda, Insecta, Lepidoptera, Pyralidae. The record is from RefSeq and is a predicted model, not a curated record. Bases 145 to 1083 code for a protein of 312 amino acids.